AUGGACGGCUUAUUGACAGAGGUUAAGACCGUUACUCAUGGCCGGGAUACGUCUCUGUCGAUUGUCAAGGAGGGACCUGUCGACGGAUUAGAGAGGCAUAAAGCCACUUCAGAAGCCGACACCGAUGCAGAUCCAACAUCUGCGGAUUAUAUAUUAACAGUACUGCAAUCGAAGCCUGACCGCGCGGGACUUUAUGGCGUCUUAAAAGUACUGGAUCCAUCAAAUGAAAGCAUAAUCCCAAAGGCCUUUGAUAUUAGAGUCCCAAGUCCGACAGCAGCUCAAAUACUUAAUGCCUUAGGCACCGUCACGGUCCCUGAUCAUUGGGCCUCAUUGAAUACAAAGUCAAAGGGUUCAACGCCAGAGGACAAUAAACUACGAGCCGCUCUGUUGAGAUGCUUUAGCAGCGUGUCUGGUACAAGUUGCUUGGUGGCUCAACUCCGCUCACUUAUAACUGCGGCGCGGUCAUCCUCCCAACAGACGAAAGAAUCAGGGCCUCAAAUUCAGAUCCGAGAUAUUCUGACAUUUCUUUCUGCUCUCCUGAAGCCCAAAGAUCUUACAUUGCGCAUAUACAUGGAUAUUGAAGCUCUCUACAGCAAUACAACUCAGAAGCAGGUUGCCUGGAGAGAAUUCCUAUCUCUUGUUGCUGCUAGCAAGGUUCUCUCGGCUACAGCGGAGGCUCUCACGUUAGCUGGGAAUUUUGAUGGAUUGAGUACAAUCUUAUGGAUUGGAGACGGCCCUAAAUAUACCUCUUGGUUAGGUACUAACAUCUGUCACAUGGUGUCAAAACUUGAUUUCGAUAACCGGGAUGCUUGGAAAGCGGUUGCCUCUCUAACCGGACGAGCAUUGAGCCUUGGCUAUACAGAUUAUUUGGCCUGCGAAUUGUACACCAGCUUGCUCAUCAACGAGACUCUCCGAGAACGAUAUAGUUCUCUCUUCGAUGAACUUCGGCCGAUGGAGCAGUUUGCGGUGUUGGAAGCUACGUUCCGCGAAGUUGACAAGAAAUAUUUCUUGACAUUGAUCGAUGAGAGCAACGAGGCUAUUCUAGACCAGCAUGUUAAUGUUGUUGCAGGACUGUGUUAUAGCAUUAUUGGAGAGCGCCAACAUAUGCAAACUCAGCUUCUGGAUUGGCUGUCAAAAGGCCAGGGUGGCUCUAUAAAGACUAUCGGGUUACGCCGGGCAUUGCUGGCUAGCUUUGCAGAUCAGAAGGACUCAAUGAUGACGCUGCUCAAAAAGAGCCUGGAACAGUCUAGUGACAAGUUCUACAUUAAGCAUGCGCCAAUUGUGAGCCAAGAAGCGAACACCCAAGUCCUCCUUCUGGCAGCAGGAUACCUUAAGCGGCUUGAUUCAAAUGCCAUGAUGGAAAUAGGACGUUCGAGUGCGUUUCUUAACGCGGUUUCCAACCGUUUAGCCGCGUCAUCAUCUAAAGCUCGAUUUCUUGGAAUGAUCAUUGGGAUGUCAAUUUCGCAGCUCAUUGAACAGCCAGGGAAAGCAAUGAAAUUCGACCUCGAAGAAAUGGAAAGCGAACGGGCUUUAUGGUACUUCAACUUGGUCAACACUCAAGACAGUGUUGGGUCUUUGGAAUCAAUUAAAUCGCCAACUGACUCAGAACCUGCCAAACGCUCAUCCAACCCGGCAACUGCUACUCGAAAACCGCCACUUCCGCGGACAGCGAAGAUAGUGGCCAUUGAAGAAAUAGAGUCCGAAAAUGAAAAGUCUGAAGAUGAGGACCUUAUCCCCUACGAAAAACCCGAUGAAGAUCCAUACGAUUCAGACGAGGACCCAACGUUAAUCCAACGCAACAAGCCAACAGCACCAGUCUACAUCCGCGACCUCAUAAUCUGCCUAAGAGACACGGAGAAUAUAGAACGUUUUGAACUGGCGAUAUGCACUGCGCCCUCAUUAAUCAGACGUAAAACUGCCUUUGGGACUGAGCUCGUUGAAAAUACCGAAGAGCUGGCUCUUGUCAUAGUUGGUUUACAAGAGCAGAGCAAAUUCCCAAAAUUCCAUGAGUAUCGGCUCCAGAGUAUCAUCGCCUUGAUCGUGUCCCAGCCUUUGAGGAUGGGCCGAUGGUUCACUGCGAUGUUCUUCGACGGAGACCUGUCUCAAGUCCAACGAUCCGCAGUUCUGACAGGUCUAGGUCUGAGUGCUCGUGAAAUAGCUGGGAAUGGCGAGAAUGACGCUAAGACACUGGGCCUCCCAACACUACCAGACACGUUGUUCCCAUCCAAGAAGUUACCAGCCAAUCUGGAAGCUUUAUACUCGAGCAAUGAAUCUCCAAUCGCCAGUCUAACAAAGAAGCUAGCACAAACUUCCCUCCAACCGCUGGCAGCUAAUGCUGCCGAUUCGCUUUCUGGCCCGAACGCGCUUAAAGUCCGAACAUUCUCUUCCCGAAUGGAGGUCGAGAAGCAACGUCAGCAGCGAGAGGCCCAACGACAGAAAUCUACAGCUAAGGAUCUCUACAAAGUGUUGGUGGAAGGGUUCUUCUACCCACUAAAGGGUCGAUUUGAGAUCAUGAUGCUACAGUUCUCUUCAUCAACAGCACCUUCAUAUAACCCCUUCCUCACUCCUAAUCUCCUUACGUUAUUCAUCCAGACCCUUACCCUCACCCUUUCUACUAUGGGGCCUCAUACCCCGUACCUCCCUACUGUCACUGAGGACGCAUUAACAUUCCUCCUCUCGCUCCACACACGUCCCGUUUCUGAUGACCCCAUAAUCCUCUCUGCUCUUCUGGCUUUCUUCCUCGCGAUGGUAGAUUUGAACGUCGCAUCAGGCUCUACUGGCGAGGAACGACUCGUCACCGAGUUCGCGUCGCAGGUCAUCGAGCUGCGGGAUUGGGCAGGUGAGGUUUUCGACCGUACACCUUCAGUCAAGGGAGACGAGCCCAGAGAACAGGUUAGAACGUUAGCAGCAGGGGUCAUGGUAAAGCUAGGAGAAGUGAUGGAACGGUACCAAGGGCGGUUGAUGGGCGUGAAUUCUGGGUUUAAGUAUUGA
Aspergillus bombycis is the source of this 2991-nucleotide messenger RNA. Its product is annotated as telomere length regulation TEL2 family protein. Gene Ontology annotation, molecular function: Hsp90 protein binding; telomeric repeat DNA binding. Gene Ontology annotation, biological process: telomere maintenance via telomerase; protein stabilization. The coding region runs from base 1 to 2991 and encodes 996 amino acids. NCBI's taxonomy places the organism in Eukaryota, Fungi, Ascomycota, Eurotiomycetes, Eurotiales, Aspergillaceae. The record is from RefSeq and is a predicted model, not a curated record. The transcript is spliced from 6 exons. Gene Ontology annotation, cellular component: cytosol.